Molecule: messenger RNA, 465 nt
Organism: Sphaeroforma arctica JP610
Lineage: Eukaryota; Ichthyosporea; Ichthyophonida
Exons: 1
Coding region: 1-465 (154 amino acids)
Source: RefSeq, a predicted model, not a curated record
AUGCAGAAUAAGAAGAUGAACGUCGAAGUGCGCACAGAACGUGUGCACAAGACAAUGGCGAUGUUAGAGGAGCGUUACCGCAACUCAGACAAGGAGCCCGUACACUUCCAAUUCCUCAAAGUCCAGAGGUACAUAGCACUGAAGUACUAUGGAUUGCAAUCAGUUGUGGACAUCCUAAUCAAAGGAGACAAGCAACCGGAUGGAAGUGAAGGACACUUGUCUGACAUAGAACAUACCAAUUUUCAUACUAUGACUGAGACACACAUAAGAACGGCGGCUAUGACACAAGCAGAGCGUAUGUUGCGGGAUCAGGCGCGAGCAGCAAACAAGCGCAACAGCGCACAGACGAACAGGCAAGUGGUGGAUAACUCUACAAACGCUAACAAACGGCACACGCCAGAUGAUGGUGCACACAACCAGAACAAGCAAGGGGGGGCAUACAAAGAAAAAGAAACGAGCACGUGA